AUGGUUAUUGGUGAUGGAACAGAGGAAGGAGAUGCCAAAUGUGAUAGUGCAAGAAUUAUUCUAAGACUACAUUAUAUCUAUCUCGUCCUGGUCGUGACUAAGUUACAAGCUUCUGGAAAAUCUAAAAGAGAUGGCUGGAGGACUGAGUUGCCUAGUGCAGGUUUAAGAGCGAUGGUCAUUGAGAAAAUGAAAGAAGAGAAACAAAAAGAUGCGACGUGGCAGGGCAAAUGUUCUGGUACAGUCUACAUUGGAGGGAACGAAUAUGAAGGGCACUUUUCUUUGAUAAAUGAGGCAUGCUCAAUGUUUGCACAUACCAAUCCUCUGCAUCUGGAUGUAUUCCAGAGUGUUGUAAGAUUUGAAGCAGAAGUUGUUGCAAUGACAGCUGCACUACUUGGAAGUAAGGAAAAGACUUCAGGAGGUCAAAUUUGUGGAAAUAUGACAUCAGGAGGAACAGAAAGUAUAGUGUUGGCUGUGAAAGCCUCACGUGACUAUAUGAAAGCUAAGAAGGGGAUCACUAGACCAGAAAUGAUAAUACCGGCUUCUGCUCACUCAGCAUAUGACAAGGCGGCCCAUUACUUUAACAUUAAAUUGUGUCGGGUUCCUGCAAACAAAGAUUUUCGAGCUGAUGUUAAAGCUAUUAAAAGGCAUAUCAACAGGAAUACUAUAUUGAUUGUUGGAUCAGCACCUGGCUUCCCACAUGGGAUCAUUGACCCAAUUGAGGAGCUUGGUGAAUUAGCAACUACUUUAAGUAUUUGCUUUCAUGUUGAUCUCUGUCUUGGUGGAUUCGUAUUACCUUUCGCCAGGAAGCUUGGGUAUCCUGUACCACCAUUUGAUUUCUCUGUUCAAGGAGUGACCUCAAUAUCUGUGGAUGUACACAAGUAUGGGCUGGCCCCCAAAGGAACAAGUGUAAUUUUAUACAGGGACCAUGACAUUCGGAAGCAUCAAUUUGUUGCUGGUGAGUUAGUAGUAUUUCUUUUCCCUGAAGAGUUUUUCUCUGCCUUUUAUGUGUGUGAGUGCUAUUUUAUUGAGGCCUGGGGGUGUUACUGCUCCUAG
This is a messenger RNA of Olea europaea var. sylvestris, 1053 nucleotides long. RefSeq names its product sphingosine-1-phosphate lyase. Gene Ontology annotation, cellular component: endoplasmic reticulum. NCBI's taxonomy places the organism in Eukaryota, Viridiplantae, Streptophyta, Magnoliopsida, Lamiales, Oleaceae. The transcript is spliced from 10 exons. The record is from RefSeq and is a predicted model, not a curated record. Gene Ontology annotation, molecular function: sphinganine-1-phosphate aldolase activity; pyridoxal phosphate binding. Bases 1 to 1053 code for a protein of 350 amino acids. Gene Ontology annotation, biological process: sphingolipid catabolic process; carboxylic acid metabolic process.